AUGGCUGACACAGAGAACCAUCCCCAGGAGCAAACGCCCCGGUCACCCUACGAAAAUGUCCGCACCACCGGGCGAGCCUUCCACUCGCCUAACUGGCGUACAAAGGGCUCUUCAGCCCCGGACUCUCCCUCGCUGCGCUCGAAUAACCCCCGCGUGGCCUUUAGCCGACCAGGGUCCCAUGUGCCCCAGGCCAUUGCGGAAGGGCGCCGCUUAUACGUGGGCAACAUGCCGUACACGGCCAAGUCAGAGGAUGUGGAGGCAUUGUUCACGGCCGAAUUUUCCAUCGAGCGCAUUGAUAUCGCCAUUGAUCCUUUCACCGGUCGGAACCCGUCCUACUGUUUUGUCGAUCUCAACACCAAGGAAGAUGCCGAACGGGCCAUGACCGAGCUCGACGGUCGAGACCUGCUGGGCCGGCCCGUCAAGAUCAAGCCCGGGGUCUCCAAGUCGGCGGAUCGCACUCCAGAUCAAACCCGAUCACCAUUUGCGCUCGACCGCUGGCGCCGCCAGGGCAACCCCAGUUUCGCCAAAACCCACAGCGAUUCCAGCAAACGGGUUUAUGUCGGUGGUCUGCCCCGAGUGACGGAACACCAAGAUGUCGAGACCGGCGUCCACGCCUUUUUCACAGGACUCCAUGUAGAGAAUAUCAGCAAGCUCUUCACCCCUCACCCGGCCAAACGGUUCGAACCCGGUGACCACUACUACCUCUUCGUGGACUUCCAUAGCGUAGAGGAAGCCCAAGAGGCCAUGGAUUCACGGAGCGGCCAGGAGGGACCAUGGGGGAAUCCGCUCCGAGUGCAACGGGCCCGGGGCCCACGAGAGGAGCGAACUGAGACCGAGCCCUAA
This is a messenger RNA of Penicillium alfredii, 843 nucleotides long. RefSeq lists its product as uncharacterized. The coding region runs from base 1 to 843 and encodes 280 amino acids. NCBI's taxonomy places the organism in Eukaryota, Fungi, Ascomycota, Eurotiomycetes, Eurotiales, Aspergillaceae. The transcript is spliced from 4 exons. The record is from RefSeq and is a predicted model, not a curated record. Gene Ontology annotation, molecular function: RNA binding.